AUGGCUACCAUUGCAUCAAACAUCUACUUUCUCUUUUUAGUAUAUUUUCUAUGUCAGACAGUAUUUACACAGUCCAUAUCACCUGGCUCUUUAUUUUCCCCCACUGAUCACCCCCCUUCGUGGCCUUCACCUUCAGGUCGAUUUGCAUUUGGCUUUUACAAGCAAGGCAAUGGGUUCAAAGUUGGAAUCUGGUUGCUGGAUGGAAUUAAUAAAACAAUCGUCUGGACUGCAAAUCGCGAUGACCCUCCUGUCUCCUCAAAUGCAAGGCUCGUUGUAACCACAAAUGACGGGGUUUUUCUGCAAACAGGUCCAAGGGAAAAGAAGGUUGUUGCUGAUCCGGGGAAUGUAACUGUUUCCUCUGCUUCCAUGCUUGAUUGUGGAAACUUUGUUCUCCAAGACGGAAAUUCCAACAUCCUUUGGCAGAGUUUCGACCACCCAACUGAUACUCUGUUAGGAGGCCAAAAGCUAUUUUCUUGGGGUCAAUUGGUGUCUAGUUUAUCAGACAUCAACCAUUCUUCUGGAAGGUUUCAACUCUGGAUGCAGUAUGAUGGAAACCUUGUUCUGUACCCACGAUAUUCUGCUGCCACAGGUUUGGAUGCUUACUGGGCCUCUGAUACUGGUUCUGGCGGUGGUUCCAAAUAUUAUUAUCUUCUGCUCAACGGCACAGAUACUCAGACUCUAUGGAUUGUGAAUGCCAGUAGCUCCAACUCACAAAUUAUCUGGAGGAUGCCUAUCAACUUCAACUUCUCCAAAGGGAACAACGCUAUUUGUCGUGCAACUAUUGAUUUUGAUGGAGUUUUACGAAUCUACGCUCAUUUUGACGACGCACAUCAGAAACAUCAAGUUAAAAAGUUGUGGUCACGGUCAAAGUUGGACAAUCUUUGUAAUGUAAAGACUUUUUGUGGGUUCAACAGCUAUUGUACCUCCAAUGACAGCCAAUCUUAUUGCAAUUGUCUUCCCGGAACUGAUUAUAUAGACCCAAGUCAUAAGAAUCUGGGAUGCAAAAGGAACUUCUCAGAAGCUGAAUGUGAAGGUGGGAAAGAUAAUGCAACUUUUUAUUUCAUGUCCCCUCUUGAACAUAUGAGCGUGGAUGGUGAUCUUGACCAUCCUUAUACAGACGAAGACAUUAUGGAGAAGGAAUGCCCAAAUUCUUGUUUGCAAGAUUGUUACUGUGGGGCUGCCUUUUAUACAAACAAUCGGUGCAACAAACAUAAGCUUCCAUUGAGAUAUGCCAGAAGAGAAAAUCUAUCCUCCUACUCCACAAUAUAUUUCAAGGUGGGACAUCAAAGCCUCAAAAGCAACAGAGACAACCAGCCACCUUCGAUCAAGACUAACAGUAAGAAAGCAAUUAAGAUGAUCAUUCUCAUUGUCUUGGGUUUUGCUAUUCUUUUGUGUUCAGCAGUUGCUGUCGCUACCCGGUUUAUAUACAAGAUUGGAUUUUUAAGUUACAAGAGGUUGUUGGAGAUUGGAGAUUUAGGAGUGACCGAAGGGAGUACUCUGAGGGUAUUUUCAUACAGUGAGCUGAAGAAAGCCACACACGAUUUCAAACAAGAGGUGGGUAAGGGUUCCUUCGGAUCAGUUUACAGAGGAACUUUACACAAAGGAAGAAAAUUGAUUGCUGUGAAAAUGCUACACAAGUCAAUCGAUGAAGGAGAGAGAGAACUUGAAGCUGAAAUGCAAGCCAUUGGGAAAACACAGCACAAAAACUUGGUUCGCUUGCUGGGAUAUUGUGCUGAGAGAUCUAAAAGGCUUCUGGUUUAUGAGUACAUGAGCAAUGGCUCCCUUGAGAAGCUUAUCUUUGGUGACAGUACUAUGCGUCCAGAUUGGGAUCAGAGAAGAAGAAUAGCACUAGACAUUGCAAGAGGGUUGCUAUAUCUGCAUGAAGAAUGCAGGGCUCCUAUCAUUCACUGUGACAUAAAGCCUCAAAACAUAUUGAUGGAUGAGCUUUUCACAGCUAAAAUAUCUGACUUUGGGUUGGCCAAACUUCUGAUGCCAGAUCAAACAAGAACCUUCACUCAAGUUAGGGGCACAAGAGGCUAUUUGGCUCCAGAAUGGAAUAAGAACACUCCAAUAACAGUGAAAGCAGAUGUUUAUAGCUAUGGAAUAAUGCUUUUGGAGAUUGUUUUUUGCAGAAGAAGUAUAGUGGUUAAUAUGUUGAAUCCAGAACAAAUUGUUCUGUCUAAUUGGGUGUGCAAGUGCUUUGCUCGGCGAGAGUUAAACAAGCUGGUUGUAGGGGAAGAAGUGGAUAAUAAUUUACUGGAGAAUAUGGUGAAAGUGGGGUUAUGGUGUAUUCAAGAUGAACCUUUUCUUCGGCCAUCAAUGAAGAGUUUGGUGUUGAUGCUUGAGGGAGUUACGGAAGUGGCUAUUCCUCCUUGUCCAUAUUCUGAUUCUAUUUGCUAGGAAACAAAAGCGAACAAGAUGUUGCAAUUUCAUGUGGCUUUCAUUUUAUUUGUUUUUUAUUUUUGUGUUUCUGUGUAAUUUUUUCUUUAAGCUUGCGUACAUCUACCUAUUUGCCAGGAAUAAAAAAGAAUUAUAAAAUUAAUUUUGACAUU
Neltuma alba is the source of this 2552-nucleotide messenger RNA. Its product is annotated as G-type lectin S-receptor-like serine/threonine-protein kinase LECRK3. Gene Ontology annotation, molecular function: protein serine/threonine kinase activity; ATP binding. The transcript is spliced from 3 exons. The record is from RefSeq and is a predicted model, not a curated record. Lineage: Eukaryota; Viridiplantae; Streptophyta; Magnoliopsida; Fabales; Fabaceae. Bases 1 to 2400 code for a protein of 799 amino acids. Gene Ontology annotation, biological process: protein phosphorylation.